Arachis duranensis is the source of this 905-nucleotide messenger RNA. Its product is annotated as proteasome subunit alpha type-1-B. NCBI's taxonomy places the organism in Eukaryota, Viridiplantae, Streptophyta, Magnoliopsida, Fabales, Fabaceae. Gene Ontology annotation, cellular component: proteasome core complex, alpha-subunit complex; proteasome core complex. The transcript is spliced from 4 exons. The coding region runs from base 1 to 687 and encodes 228 amino acids. The record is from RefSeq and is a predicted model, not a curated record.
AUGAGAAACAAGAAAGGUUUCAACUUCUCCAAUGCUGAAAAGUUCAUGCUUGGCGUCACAUGUUUGAUACAGCGAAAGUCCAUCACAAAUGGCUUCAAUGCUAUAAUACUCUUUAAUUUAUCCUUUCUGGAGUUAAUACUCAAGUUCGUCCCUGAAAGAUACCUCGAUCUCCAUAUUAGUCCCCGAAAGAUAAAGUUAAUCAAAAGAGUCCUUGAAAGAUACACGACUGAAUCAGGAUUCGGCGUCGUUUUGCACGCAGAGUGGAUUCAAAACAAGGCCAACUCUUCUCACCAGAAGAAGAUCUUCAAAGUUCAUGACCACAUCGGCAUUGCCAUCGCCGAACUCAUCGCCGACGGCCGCGUUCUCUCGCGCUACAUGCGCAACGAAUGCAUCAACAAUUCUUAUACCUACGAGUCUCCUCUUCCCGUUGGACGACUGGUCGUUCAGCUCGCUGACAAGGCUCAGGUUUGCACCCAGCGGUCAUGGAAACGUCCUUAUGGGGUUGGCCUCUUGGUCGGUGGACUGGAUGAAUCAGGAGCUCACCUCUAUUAUAACUGUCCAAGUGGAAACUAUUUUGAAUAUCAGGCUUUUGCAAUUGGUUCUCGCUCAGAAGCCGCCAAGACAUACUUGGAACGCAAGUUUGAGAACUUCAUGAGCUCCUCCCGCGAAGAAUUGAUUAAAGACUGAUAAAUGAUUUUGAUUGGUGUUGAAAUGUAUUCUGGUUGAAUUUGUUUUUGUGUGAGAAUACUUUAUAUUUUUUUGCAUAGGGCAAUUGAACUUCUAUUAUCAACAUUUUGGUUAUCUAUGUAAUUGAAAGUUGUACUAUGUCCUUUUAUUUUGUCUAGCAUACUUUGCUGUGGUUUGUAUCCUCAUGUAAAACCUUUUUAUUUUGCUCCUUAAGACAA